AUGCUCGGGAGUGGAGUCUGCGUGAGAAAUGGGGAAGGGAAAAGUCCACGUCAAGAGUCCCUCUGGCUGUAUGUCUGCCCUCCAGAGAAAUUACACUCUCUGUGCGUCCUGUUUCUAUUCGCUGGCGGGUCUGCUCAAGACCGAAAACGAGGAGGGAUGGGGGCAGGGGUUGGGGAGAACCAGAGAACACCCGGUUCAGAGAACACCAAAUUCUUCCCCAUCUGA
Messenger RNA from Bursaphelenchus xylophilus (pine wood nematode), 225 nucleotides. The record is from the annotation of a GenBank genome assembly. Lineage: Eukaryota; Metazoa; Nematoda; Chromadorea; Rhabditida; Aphelenchoididae.